UCAUAGUACGAAAAUAUACUAUACACAGCGCCAGAGAUUAUUGUACAUUUUAUUUGUAUUUAUACUCUUUUAUCAUCAUAUUGUUCAAUUCCUCCUAUUAUUCCAAUCGUCCAAUCAACCAUCCACAUCCAUCCAACUCUAUGCCAUCCAUCCAUAUUCGUAUUUGAUAUGUGUAUACCAUGCUUUUUUUCAAUGAUGGGCAUGUGUUCUAAGAUUUAAAAAGACUUGACUGAGAGAGUGUGUGUGUGUGUGUGUGUGCAGAAGAAGAACGCAAAAAAUAAAAUACCAAAAUUAAGGUUAACAUUAAAUAUAUUGCAGUCCGCUAAAAGAUUUUGGGUGCAAAACUUUACAAUACAGAAGGAAAAAAUUUUUAUAGAGGAGUGAAUUAACAAUUCAAUAAAAAAAAAAUAAAAAGAAAUAAAUAAAAAAUAAAUUUUUCAAAAACAAAAUAAUGGAUUCAGCUGGGAAAAAUCGUUAUGAACUUUUGUUCAUGGACGAUGAUAUUAGUGAUCCAUUAGAUAAUAUUGUUGCCAAGAAGAAAAAGCAGGUUAAGACUGCUGCUGCUGGUGGCGCUGCGGGCGCAACUGGAGCCGCCGCCAAUGGUGCCAAGACAACGAACAAACCAGCCAACACUAAUCAAGUGAAGAAAACCAAUCAGGCUGAAAAGGAAAAUAAACCCUUGAACAAGAAUGAUAAUAAGAAAACCGUGGCAGCAGGUGCUGCUGAUAGAUUCAAUAAACAAGGUGGGGCUGCUGCUGCUGGUGGUGCUGCUGGUGGCGCCAAUCGUAAACGCAAUAACGGUGAGACACGUGAAGGUGGUCAAGGGCAACAACGUAAUGUCAACUUUAGACAACAGAAUGGUGAAACACGUGAACAACGCAAUAACCGUCGUAAUGCACGUGAUACUGGUCAAGUUGGAGGAGGUGCAGGUUCAGCUGCUGCCGGUGAACGUCCCCCUUUCAGAGGUGGUGAUCGUGCUGAUCGUCCACCACGCAAUCGUAAUUUCGAAGGCGGUAAUCGUAAACGUGAAUUUGAUCGUCAAUCGGGUUCUGAUAAAACUGGUGUUAAAGCUGUAGAUAAACGUGAAGGCGCUGGCGCUCACAACUGGGGUUCCGUUAAGGAUACCAUUGAGGAAGGCAAUAACACUAAAAAUGUUGAAGAAAAUGGCAAUGCCGCUAAUGCUGGUGAAAAGAAUGAAGAAUCGGGUAAUGAACAAGCCACAGAACAAACUCCAGUCGAGGAAGAAGUUAAGGAAUUGACAUUGGAUGAAUGGAAAGCUCAACAACAACAACGUGCCAAGCCACAAUUUAAUAUACGUAAAGCAGGAGAAGGUGAAGAUACUACCAAAUGGAAGAAAAUGAUUGUAUUGAAUAAUAGCAAAGCUACCAAGGAAAAGAAGGGUACCGAAAGUGAAGAAGAAUUAGAAUUUGAUCCUGCCAUGUAUCCCCAACGUGUGGGUAGACAACAACGUGUAUUGGAUAUACAAUUCAAUUUCAAUGAUGGACGUCGUUUGGGUGGUUUUGGUGGUAGAGGACGUGGUGGCAAUCGUAAUGGACCACGUAAUAAUGCUGGUGGUGCAGCUGCUGGUGGUGCUGCUGCUGCUGGUGGUGAAGGUGCUGCUGCUGCUGCACCUAAACCACGUUUUGAGGGUGGUAACCGUGGUGGCAAUAAUAAUGCUGGCGGUAAUCGUGCUGCUGGUGGUAAACGUCAAUUUGGUGAUAAGCAAAAUGCUGCACCAAAAGUUAAUGAUGAACGUCAAUUCCCUACAUUGGCUUAAAUCACUUUUUUAUUCAAAGGGAUUUAAAACUCUUUAACAAAUAACAACUAAACAAUAGUAAGGAGUUGCUUAACAUAAUUAAACCUUUAACAAAAACAAGAGUUUUAUUUUAUUUUCAAGCCAAAAUAUUUAACAAAAAAAAAAUAAAACCAACAAAGUCAUUUAAAUUUAGCCUACAACAACAACAAACAAUACUUCCGUUUAACACACACACAACCAGCAGAAAGAAAGAUAAACAAAACCUUUUAUUUUUUUCUUAUAAUUUUUAUUAAGUUUUAUGUUCAAAAAGAAAGAAAAUUUUGUAUUUUAAAAGCUGGACCACAUUGGAUCCUUAAUAUACAAAAGUAAAAAGUCUUUUUUAAAAAAAAAACCAAAAAUAAAGUUUAGAUUUUAAAGUUUUAAGAAAAUAUAAAAAGGAAAAUGUUUUAAAAAGACUGCCGCUAUAAAGGAUUUAAGGAUUUAUUAACAUUUUUCUUUUAAAUUCUUUAAAACUUUAAAACAAUUGCUUUAAAAUUUUGGUUUUUUUCAAAUUUAGUUCAAGUCAAAACAAGACUGUUUUAUGUUAAACACAAAAGAACAAAAUUUUGAAUAUUAAACUGCAACAAGAAUUACAACAAGAAAAUUUACAAAAAAAAAAAUCAACGACACAUUUUUUUCCAAUAAUUAGUAAAAAUCGUUAUUAAUAUAUUCUAUCAUUAAACAAAAAAAAAAAAAAUAAACAAAAUAUUUCAUUAAAUUGUUUAAACAAUUAUCAUUAUUAAGCAUUAAUCA
Molecule: messenger RNA, 2548 nt
Organism: Lucilia sericata (common green bottle fly)
Lineage: Eukaryota; Metazoa; Arthropoda; Insecta; Diptera; Calliphoridae
Gene: vig
Product: plasminogen activator inhibitor 1 RNA-binding protein
Exons: 3
Coding region: 452-1777 (441 amino acids)
Cellular component (GO): nucleus; cytoplasm
Molecular function (GO): RNA binding
Source: RefSeq, a predicted model, not a curated record